CACUACCACUACCGGUAUCGUCUUCCUAAUCAGCGGCAGCUUCUUCCGCAGCAGCGGAUGGGGCUUCGCUUCAUGGUGGUCUCCAAGGGAUGGGUUUCUACGAAAAUCCCGCCUCCUCCUCUCCUCCCCAAUCCAUGCUCCUCUUUUUCCUCUGUAUGCUUACUUCACACAGUGGGAGUUAGAGAGGUUUACGUUAAAUUUGUAAGACUGCCUUUGCAGUGUACUGUUUUAGAUGGAGGUAAAUUACUACAUACAUCUACAUUGAGAGCAAAUGCCUCAUUGUUUGGAGAAAUACAGAGUGUUGAGGGAAUCUCUGAUAAUGCUCCAGAGGUGAAAUUGGAUGGAUGGUCUUCCAGAAUUUGCCUUGAUUUGGACAAACAAAUUCCAAUGAUGGAAGCUUCAUCUGCUUUUCAUGCAAGUUUAACAGUGAAAACCCCUUUAGAAUUUAACUUAUUAAUGGAAAAUAUUGAUAGGAUAGAAGAUCUGAUUGCUGGAGCAGACAUGGUGAGGUUGGAAAGAGAUAUUCUGACUCAUAUAGGAAGUCUUGGAGCUCUGAAAUUAUUUCAUACCUCCUGUAUCUCCAGAGCCCUCAUGGGAAGCACUGUGGUAUACUCAGAUUUCAUGGUAAAUAAGCAUCUUAGUGACUGUCCCUCUGAGCCUCUGUUGGAUGACAAAAAGGGUAGCACAAUUGUCCACUCUGGUAAAAAGGAAAAGAGAAAACUGAGAAGAGCAAGAGCAAUGGAAAAGGCUUCCAAGAUGUCUUCUCCACAAAUAUUUUCAAAGGGUAGACACUUACUGAAGAGGUCUUUGUUGUUGGAAAAAACUGUUUCAAGAAAACUUCUUGGCCAUUUUGAGUCAGAAAACAGGAGGGAAGUGAUUGCUAGAAAUGAAUCAGAGAUGUCAAUGGGAGUUAAGGAAAUUGCAAACCUAGAAAAAAUAUGUAAAGAGCUGGAGGAAGAAAUUGGGCGACCACCCAGUUAUACGAGAUGGGCAGAAGCAGCAGGAGUUGAUAUGAGGACAUUGCAAUGGCGUUUGCAAUUUGGUUGGUAUUGCAGAGAUACGCUUAUAAAAAGUACCCGUUCCUUAGUCAUGUUUAUUGCGAAGAACUAUCGAGGAAUGGGGAUUGCCUUUGAUGAUUUACUUCAGGCAGGGUAUGUGGGUGUCCUUAAUGGCGCGGAAAGGUUUGACAUGAAGAAGGGGAAUCGCUUUUCAACCUAUGUACAAUAUUGGAUCAGGAAAUCAAUAUUGGCAAUGGUCGCACGGCAUUCCAGAAUGAUCCAAGUUCCUGUGAGAAUGGAAAGCAUGAUUAAGCGGAUACAGAAAGCUAGGAGAACACAUUAUAACAGGGAAGGAAGACAGCCACAAGACGAGGAGAUAGCAAAGUUAACUGGUUUAUCUCUAGCUAAAGUUAGACUCGCUAGUAAAUGCUCUAGAGCUGUAGGUUCAAUUGAGCAGGAAAUCAGGGAUGGUUGGCGCACAAAAUUCAGGGAAAUUAUAGCAGAUGCAUCGGUUGGAACUCCAGAUGAGGUCAUAGAGAAGCAGCACUUGAGACAAGAUGCUUUGAAUCUUCUUCAAACAUUGCAUCCCAGAGAAAGGCAAGUAUUAGCUCUUCGAUAUGGUUUAGAAGACGGGAGUUGCAAGUCACUUGAAGAGGUUGGAAGGCUUUGCCAUGUAACCAAAGAAUGGAUACGGAAAAUAGAGAAGGAAGCCUGGUCAAAGAUUAGAAACGAAGAGAUGCCAAAAAAAUUGUCACACUACAGACAGUUGUAGUCUCCCAUUAGAAAGAAAGAUAUGCCUUUGGGCCUAUACCAUCCAAGUUGAGUUUGACCUAUAUAUAAUUAUAGUCGAUAUAACCUUUUGGGCAUUCUUUUCUUCGAUACAAGAACAGUAUGUCUUUCCUGGGAAGGUGUAAUUCAAAUAAUUGUAAACAUGGGUUUGAUCAAAGGUCCUGGCUUACAUUUCAAAUCCUCAACACAUAUAACUAAAAGAGUAGUGUUAUUCUUUUACAAGUA
This is a messenger RNA of Musa acuminata subsp. malaccensis (wild Malaysian banana), 2012 nucleotides long. RefSeq names its product RNA polymerase sigma factor sigC. The record is from RefSeq and is a predicted model, not a curated record. Gene Ontology annotation, molecular function: DNA-binding transcription factor activity. Gene Ontology annotation, biological process: DNA-templated transcription initiation; regulation of DNA-templated transcription. NCBI's taxonomy places the organism in Eukaryota, Viridiplantae, Streptophyta, Magnoliopsida, Zingiberales, Musaceae.